GGCUGCUGCUUUCUGAUCUGUGAAUGUGUUUGGAUAAAUUAUUGAGGCCAAACUUCAAUAUUUGACUCGGAGCGUCGCCUCGUCCUGAUCCAGAAACAUAAAUUCAGAUCACUUUUAAAGAUUUCUCUGUCACUCAUAUUUAAUAUUUCACAUCAAACUGUUUGCUGUGUCUUGUCAAUUUGGGGAGAAAGGAAGUUGUUUUAAUCACUCACUGAUGAAUUAUUGAACUGAAGUGAAAACUGCUGGAACACAUUACAGCCCGGAGGAGUUUUCUUUUUCUUCUUCUUCUCCUCCUUCAUGUCUUAUUAAUCAUCACUGGCCUCGUUUCCACUGCGGCUUCAAACAAACCUCAGGGGACCGAAAACUAAACAUUUGGCUGAAGAUGUUUAAGUGUUUUGUGAGACGUUACAGGCUUGAAAAAAGCAGUGCGGUUAGUUUAAUGUAAGUUUAAUAAGAGAAGGUGUCACUUUGAUUCAGGCUGAGGAGAUCUCAGCGUAGGGAAAGCUGCACAUUUCUGUCAGGGAAAUUAAAGAAUAUAUAUAUUUUUGUCAUUGUACUUGCAGUUUGCAGGAAGACGCUGAUUAUUUAAUAACUCAAACAGAAGUAAAACAUACAUAAUACAUGAAAAGCAGGAGUUUUGUUGUGACUGUGACUUAUUGGUGUCACUUUUACUGGACGCAGAAGCUUUACAGUUUAAUUUUAUAUAUCUUUUCUCCACAUUUGGCCAUUUGAGCUGCAGGGAGACAUUUUUAAAAGCCCCACAGCUUAUAUUUAUCUUACUGAAUCCAUCACUUUCAAAGCAGUCGUUAAAUGUAUUAAAAACCAGGACACCAGAGAGGAUAAAUUAAGAUUUAAUGUUUUUUAAAUCAUCUUCCCUUCACCUUUCUCUGGCGACUUAAGCAGCAGACUUCCAACAACUGACCAACUCGACUCGUUUGUGUUCAACACAUUAAAUAACUGACUUCACCGCCGACACUGAAACCAUUUAACAACACUGAGAUUUAACUGAACUGACCUAAUUUUUUGCACCUGUGAACACACACCUUCACCCCUCCAUCACCUCCACAAACCUCCACAAACUCAAAUGAACUGUUUUUCCAGUUUGAAGCACAAUCUGGAGAGUGUUUCCCCUCUUCAUCCCCCCCCCCCCCCUCCUCCUCCUCCCCUGCAGGGCAGAAACAAUCUGCCGCGCAUGAAUAAAAAUUAAUUUUUCACCGUGAUGAAAAGACACAGCGUCUCGCCUCCUCGCCGCCCGCAGGACAGCAGAUAAAAGCUGUUUACUGUGAGGAGACUUCAGAGCAACACAACGCGUCUCAUUUAUGAAAAGAACAACAAAACCAGGCUGAACAGUGUCCUCCUCCUUUUGUCUUCUGUCUCAUAAUUGUUUUUGCCCACGAGAGCCAAGCAUUAAGAAACACAGGGGUGGGUUUCUCUUUUGUCUUCAGAGUGACAGAGACAACAGGAAGUGAACUCAGCUUGACUCUCAGCUGGGUUUUUAUCAGAAGUGACACUUUUCUAAACGGAGACAGACGUCUUUGUUGAAGGAGUUUGACUGAUAAAAGCAUUUACUAAACUUGAUGAAGCACAUUCUGGGAUUUUAAGUGGCUUCAUUUCUUGUGGGAAAUCUUUCUUUUCUGAGGGAAAACUCAGACUACAGUGACGCACUGUUAAAAUAUUUCACCUUUAUGAGAAUAUCAUUAUUUUUUGCAGAAGAGUCACAGAAGCCACACAAAUACACUACAUUUGAAUUAAACCUGGAAGAAAGCAGGAAACAUUUUAAUUUCAUUUUUUAAGAACUGCUUUGACUGAUUUCUCUGAGGAUUUCUAGUUGACCUUUGCAAAGGAUGAACAUGACUCUUCCUACAUAACGGAUCUUUGUCUGGAUUAUAAAUUUCACCAACUCUUCAUUUGGUCUGAAAAUUUGUCUGAAAUCUGGUGAUGUUUUUGGACCCAUUUUUGUUUGGCAAAGUUAAUCUCAGAUUUGGGCGUGGUCAUCUGAACAAGAAUUAUCUUUGUGAAGGUCAUUUUGGCUCAAAGGUCAAAGGCUGAUUAAGGGGAAAAUAAGCAAGAAAACAGACGGCAAAGACGCACCUGAGGACGUCGCAUUUGGAGGGUAAAAGUCAGACAGCGAGCUGGAUUAUUGACUCGUUUCCUGAGGGACCUGCAGAGACAGAGGACAGAGGACGCCGAGAUUAAAAAGACACAAAGGACGCAGAGACGGAGAUAAGUGUCAGACGUCAUCAUGGGCUGCAACAUGUGUGUGGUGAAACGUCCGGAGGAGCAGUACAGGAUCAUGUUCCAGCAAAAAGGCUGGAGUGACUCCCUGCGGCCGCUGGACAGACACGGAAACAUAAAGGUCAGAGGACGGAGACCCUCUCAGCUCCCGCUGGACAGACCACAGAACUCCCAAGAUCCUUUGCACCAACCUGGUCCAGUUCGCAAGAGUCAAAGAAGGAAAGGUACAUUAGUGUGCAGUGGUAACGGGACUGGAAGCAGCUCCAUCUACUCCGUUGCCAUGGUUGCAAUCCCCGACUGCGUUGACAACGCCACGCAGACGGACAUCAGCUUCCAGAACAUCGUUCCACUGGGGAAGAACAGAGGUCACCACCACAAUCACCACGGGCGGGGAGGCGGCUCCUCCUCUCCUCCGCCACCUCCACCCUCCCCUCCCCUCCCUCACCUCGGGGGACCGUACGGGAUCAAUGAGUUCUGUGUGUUUGAGUAAAACGACCCCGAUGACUACUUUGAUGUGUCCAACCAUGAGGUGGACAGGCAGGACGACCUGGAGUACGAGGAGGUGGAGCUGUACAAAUCCAGUCAGCAGGAGAAGCUGGGGCUCACAGUCUGCUACAGGACGGACGACGAGGAGGAUCUCGGGAUUUAUGUUGGAGAGGUUAAUCCAAACAGCAUCGCAGCCAAGAACGGACGCAUCAGAGAGGGCGACCGGAUCCUGCAGAUUAAAGGAGUGGAUAUUCAGAACAGAGAGGAAGCUGUGGCCAUUUUGACCCGAGAGGACAGCAUCAACUUCUCCCUGCUGCUGGCCAGGCCGGAUAUAGAGAAUGACAACCCUGAUGGUCUGGAGGAGGACAUGGAGCUGACUCUGGAGGGAGGAGGCUUCCACCCAAACCCACGAGCCUCCUCCUGCUCCCUCCCUUCCACCCAGCCCUCUGGCUAUUAUCGCCUCUGCCGGGGAGGAGGAGGAGGAGGAGGAGGAGGAGGAGGAGGAGGCGGCCUGGCCUGCCCGGGGGGAGCAGGAGGUGGAGAAGGUCCUGGGGAUGAUGUGGAUGUGGAGGAGGAGGAGGAGGAGGAUGAGGAUGGGGAGGAAGGAGAAAGAGGAGAGAAGGAGGACAGAGACCCCCCUGUGCCCCUCCCUCCUCUGCUGAGCCUGGCUCCUCUGCUGUCUAACAGCCAGGAGCUGGACAGCGGAGUGGGCCGGACAGACGACAGCACCCGCUACGAGGAGUCGUCUGAGCACGACCUGCUGGGUGAUCAGACCAGUGCCUGUAACACCAACACCACCAACACACCAGGCAGCACCAGGAAGUUCAGAGCGGGACCCAGCCCCAGACCCAGUCCCAGACCCAGCCCCGGCCUCGGCCCCAGCCCCGGACACGGCAGAGGAGACACCACCCCUCCUUUCCUGCAUCUGCGAGACCUCCAACUCAGCUCCGACUCCCUCCCUGGCCUGGACUGGGCAGCUGCGGGAGGAGCAGGAGGAGCAGCGUAUAGCCCCCACCACCAUCAUCACCACAAGCACUACCACCACCAUCACUACCAGCCCCCACUGGCGAUGAUGAUGCCGGGCCUGACGGAGGAAGAGUGCCAGCGAUACCAGGAGCUGCUGGAGAUCAAGUGCCAGUACGAGAAACGUAACGAAAAACAACAAAGAGAAGCGGCGUGUAAAGACACUGAAGCAGAGGUGAAGGACCAGGAGGAGAGAGAAGAGGCAGAGAGGGGAGGAGAGGAGGAAGCUUCUUCUUCGUCUGCGGUGGACGUGAACUGCAGUGCAACUUUAAGCGAGCACGAGAUGGCGCUGAUCGAGGAGGAGUUACGCCACCUGGAGUUCAAGUGCCGCAACAUUCUCCGAGCGCAGAAGAUGCAGCAGCUCAGAGAGAGGUGUCUGAAAGCCUGGAUGAUGGAGGAGGAGACGGUGGCAGCCGGAGCGGGGCGACCAGGCCCUCCUGAAGCAGGUGUGGAUAAUGACAACGAGGAUGACGAUGAUAAUGACCCUCAUCGUCACGAGUUAUCGGCUAUCAAUGAGCUGCCGGAGCGAGAACGAUCCGACGACAAAGACAGCACCAGCGCCUACAACACCGGGGGGGAGAGCUGCCGGAGCACGCCAUUGGUUAGCACCGAGCAGAUCCCUCCUCUCCAGGAAGAGGAAGAUGAAGGAGGAAGACGGCUGAUGUCUCCACCUCCUCUAUUACCUCUCGCUCGCCUCCCCCCUCUGAACUCCCCCCUCACCCCGCGGCGUCACGGGCGGGACCGAGACAGAGAGAGGCGCCACUCGAACCUCAGCUGCUCUUUCUCCCCGAGCACUUACAGGAAGUACGAAACAGCCAAUGGCAACGUCGCACAUGGGUCAAGCUCCACCCCCUCUACGCCCUCCAAGUUCAGGUCUCUGACCAGAGAGGUGGGGUCUUCUUCAAGAAGGGGUGUGGCUGAUGGAGGGCGGGGCUCCAGAGCAGGUGGCGCCACCGACAGGCCCGGAGGUGGAAGUGCGGAGUCCAGUCCUUAUUUCACCAGAAGACACCACAGCAACAACAAACCAUUAGAGCGCUACCAGAGCUGCAUGGCGCUGCCCUCUGAGGGCCUGGUGGACCCACUGGAUCGAGUGAGAGACAGAGCGAGGGCCGAGGGCGAGGAGAGGGGGAUGGGCACGGGCAGCAGUGGCCCAGCCAGCCCCAGGAGUGUGAACAGCGCCCCCUGUGGUCUGGAGGACCACCAUACAGGCGCCUCACGGUUAGGACUCGCGUUACCACUCGGGCUGACACACUCAUCACCAACUGCGUCACCACAACGCAUGGAGUGGAAGGUAAAGAUCCGGAGCGACGGAACUCGUUACGUGGCCAAGCGGCCGGUCAGGGAUCGUCUCCUGAAGGCCCGAGCCAUGAAGAUCAGAGAGGAGCGCAGCGGCAUGACGACAGAUGACGACGCUGCCAGUGAGAUGAAACAGGGCCGAUACUGGAGCAAAGAGGAGAGGAAGCAGCAGCUGCUGAGAGCCAGAGAGUACCGACGAAGAAGAGAGUACAUGAUGCAGAGCCGCCUGGACUACCUCAGAGGAGACAGGGACAUUUCAUCAUCAACCCGGGGAGCCGAAGACCUCCGUUCAUCCCAGACGGCCCAGCUUCACCCUCGACAGGACUCCCCUAGCAACAACAUCCUGUUACUGAGCCAGAAGAAGAUCAUGAAGAGGAGGAAUCGCCGCAUCCUAGACAACUGGAUCACCAUCCAGGAGCUGCUGGCUCAUGGCUCCAGGUCGCCGGACGGGAAGAAAAUAUACAACCCUCUGCUCUCUGUGACCACGGUGUGAUGUGAGGAGAAGAGAGGAGGAAGAAGAAGAAGAAAGAAAAGGACAAUACAAACUUCAAACUAUGAGAUCAACGCUUCAGAUGUCUUUGGGCUGGAAGGAAGAUAGACACGUGUUAACAGAGCAGAGAAGACUUCAUAUAAAGAUGAGGGAUUUAUAACCUGGAACAUUUUGAUGUAUGUCUAAAAACUGUUCCCUGAACUGUCUUUGAUCGUGAGCGUGAUGACGAAGGGAAGAUACAAGUAAAGGAAACGCGAGGAUGGAGUAUAAGGACCACACGCAGUAGGAGGCAGCUGAAGUGGAAAAGUGACAAUGACUCUGAAAGGAUGGACUCGGCAUCAAACAAGCAGCAAUAGCCUCAAAAGAAAUCAGGAGUGACCCUGAAAACCUGAACAGUUGGGUUACUUGUCCUGAGGGUUGAAUCUGGGAACAAAAAACUGUUAUAGGGACUGGAUGCUGGAUGGCCUGUUAAGCAGCCAAAGAAGUGCGAGUGUCCAGCCCAACAUAUGGGACUGGACUGAAUCCUGAGAACUGAACUUCUUUGACACAAAGAGCACCAGGUUAUAUGUCUCUUCAAACUCAGUAAAGACACAUUUAAGAAGGGAACGGUUUGUUCUGGUUCACUGCUGCUUUUAGGACCUCAAGAAAAUGUUCUUCUUCAAAUGACUCUUCUCUGUACCUGAAGGAGACGGGUUUCAUGUCCUGGUGUGUUCAGGCAGAAAUAUAGUUCAGAUAUUUUGAAAUGCGGUUGUUUGGGCUACUUAUCCAUAACAGAUGUCAGUCAACACGCCCCCAGUUUGGAGAGUCAGGCUGAAUGUCCGACAGUGAUUUCCACCUGGAAAAGGACACCGUUAUAUAGCUCUCUUUAAAGCCAGACUCCAUUGAGAAAAACAGUGAUUUAAUAUCACUGAACAAAGGAUCUACAGCUGCCUCAGCCACUUAGUUUGUACAUGUUACUGUGUGACUUUGGCGACGUUGGCAUCACCAGAGUCAUACAGUAACAUAAACUAACUAGUUAGUCAGUGGGGAUAGACAAGCAUCUCCCGUAUUCAGCAAGCUAGAAUUGCUGUUUUUGUCAGUGGAGUCUGGUGGCUUCGACAAGAGCAUUAACAGCUUACUUGUCGAAAAUUCCUGGUAAAGUGGUGAAAAUGCUCUCAAUAUAGCGUACACUUUAUUUUUUAUUUUUAUAUACUUUAU
Molecule: messenger RNA, 6727 nt
Organism: Epinephelus lanceolatus (giant grouper)
Lineage: Eukaryota; Metazoa; Chordata; Actinopteri; Perciformes; Serranidae
Product: PDZ domain-containing protein 4-like
Molecular function (GO): protein binding
Source: RefSeq, a predicted model, not a curated record